Molecule: messenger RNA, 915 nt
Organism: Hypoxylon fragiforme
Lineage: Eukaryota; Fungi; Ascomycota; Sordariomycetes; Xylariales; Hypoxylaceae
Product: proline-specific peptidase
Exons: 2
Coding region: 1-915 (304 amino acids)
Biological process (GO): proteolysis
Molecular function (GO): peptidase activity
Source: RefSeq, a predicted model, not a curated record
AUGACGGAGGGCACCGUACAGUUUGCUAUUCCAGGUCUCCCCGAGCCGUGCCAAACCUGGUACAAAGUCGUCGGCGACCUCGCGUCGUCGCCCGAACCUCCCCUAAUCGUGCUACAUGGCGGUCCAGGGGCAUGCCACGAGUACCUGUUACCGCUAACCGACCUCGCACCCUCCAAGCCCCUGGUAUUCUACGAUCAAAUCGGGAACGGGCGCUCGACGCACCUCCCCGAGAAAAACGGCGACGAAGCUUUUUGGUCUACAGACUUGUUCAAGAACGAGCUUGACAACCUCCUCUCCCACCUAGGUCUUAGGAAUCGGCCCGUCGAUGUAUACGGACACUCAUGGGGCGGCAUGCUCGCGGCCGAGUGGGCAGCGGCGCCGCCGAGCCCGGUGUCUCUCCGACGUCUAGUGCUUUCGAAUAGUCUGGCAAGCAUGGAGGUAUGGCGAAUUGGGAUCAAAGCGUUGCGAGACAAGCUCUCGGAAGAUAUCCAGGAAGUGCUCGAUCGCUCGGAAGAGAAGCAGGACUUUGCAAGCCCGGAGUACGAAGCUGCGGUGGAAGUUUUCUACAAGCGACACCUUAGCCUUGCGAGACCGUGGCCUAUGCCGGAGGUUCAGGCUGCGCUGGACUGGUUUGCCAAAGAUGCGACAACUUACGGCACCAUGUACGGUCCAAGCGAGCUCUACAUCUCUGGCUCGCUUCGCGACUGGACUUGCAUACCGUCACUGCACAGAAUCAAAGUGCCUACUCUUUUGAUCAACGGCGCCCAGGAUGAGGCUCAGGAUGUAGCGAUGCAGCCGUUUUUCGAUCACAUUCCGAAGGCGAAGUGGAUUACGCUAGAUAAUGCGGCGCACAUGUCCCAUGUAGAUCAACGGGAGAGGUAUAUGGAACAUCUCAAGACAUUCUUAACAGCCUAG